Messenger RNA from Zygosaccharomyces rouxii, 1140 nucleotides. RefSeq names its product zinc-dependent alcohol dehydrogenase. The coding region runs from base 1 to 1140 and encodes 379 amino acids. Lineage: Eukaryota; Fungi; Ascomycota; Saccharomycetes; Saccharomycetales; Saccharomycetaceae. Gene Ontology annotation, molecular function: zinc ion binding; oxidoreductase activity. The record is from RefSeq and is a predicted model, not a curated record. The transcript has a single exon.
AUGCAACAAAUCAAGAAGAACAAGAACAACAACAGUUCAGUUUAUUUCUCACUACAAACAACCAAAAACAACAUAAUGUCUGCUGCUCCAGCUCCAGUUAUCCCAAAGACCCAAAAGGGUGUUGUCUUCAACGAAAGCAACGGUCCAUUGGAAUACAAAGAAAUUCCAGUCCCAACCCCAAAGCCAAAUGAAAUCUUGAUUCACGUCAGAUACUCUGGUGUCUGUCACACCGAUUUGCACGCCUGGAAGGGUGACUGGCCAUUGCCAACUAAGUUGCCAUUGGUCGGUGGUCACGAAGGUGCUGGUGAAGUCAUUGCCCUAGGUUCUAACGUCAAGAACUGGAAGGUCGGUGACUUGGCCGGUAUCAAAUGGUUGAACGGUUCAUGUAUGUCCUGUGAAUCUUGUGAACAAUCUAACGAAUCCAACUGUCCAGAUGCUGACCUUUCCGGUUACACUCACGACGGUUCUUUCCAACAAUACGCUACCGCUGACGCCGUCCAAGCUGCUCACAUCCCACCAGGAACUGAUCUAGCUGAAGUUGCUCCAGUUCUAUGUGCUGGUAUCACUGUCUACAAGGCUUUGAAGAGUGCUAACUUGAAGGCCGGCCAAUGGGUUGCCAUCUCUGGUGCUGCUGGUGGUCUAGGUUCUCUAGCCGUCCAAUUCGCCAAGGCUAUGGGUCUAAGAGUUGUCGGUAUUGACGGUGGUCCAGGUAAGGAAGAAUUGUUCAAGACCUUGGGUGGUGAAGUUUUCAUCGACUUCCAAAAGGAAAGUGACAUUGUUGGUGCCGUUGUCAACGCUACUAACGGUGGUGCUCACGGUGUUGUCAACGUUUCCGUCAGUGAAGGUGCUAUCUCUGCUUCUACCAAGUACGUUAGAGCUUGUGGUACUUCUGUUCUUGUCGGUAUGCCAGCAGGUGCUGUCUGCAAGUCCGAAGUUUUCGACCAAGUCGUUAGAUCUACCAAGAUUGUCGGUUCUUACGUCGGUAACAGAGCUGACACCAGAGAAGCUCUAGAUUUCUUCGCUCGUGGUUUGGUCCAUGCUCCAAUCAACGUGGUCCCAUUGUCCACUUUGCCAGAAAUCUUCGAGAAGAUGGAAAAGGGACAAAUCAUCGGUAGAUACGUCGUUGACACCUCCAAAUAA